UUUCCGAACCGGGUUGUCGCCGGUUUCUUCCCUGGUGUAUUGUGUUGAGACAUUUGUUAUUGCCAAUACACUACUGAAAGAUGAGCCCCGGAAACCCCGACUCCAACCUGGUUUGACUAAGCCCACCCCACACGCGGCCGCUUCACCUUUGGGCUGUUGCUUAGGGAGUAGGCAAGCAAGACGUUGGAACAACGGACGCUGACGUGUGGAGACCUGAACACGGCCGGGGAACUUUUCAUACUCGCGCCCUUUGUGAGAGUAUUAUUGUCUUUCAGUGCAGAUCGUCAAGAUGGUUGUCCUAGCUGCUUCGAUAUGCACAAAGGCCGGCAAGGCGGUUAUGUCGCGUCAGUUCGUAGAGAUGCCUCGGUCUCGCAUUGAAGGAUUGUUGGCAUCCUUUCCAAAACUCAUAGGUACUAGUGACCAACAUACGUUUGUGGAGACUGAAACAGUUCGAUAUGUGUAUCAGCCGUUGGAAGACCUCUAUAUGGUCCUCGUCACAAACAAGCAUUCAAACAUUCUGCAAGACAUUGAUACGCUGCAUCUCUUUGCUCGCCUUGUGUCUGAGUACUGCCGCUCCCUGAAUGAACGGGAAAUAGCUCUUCAAGCGUUCGAACUUGCUCAUGUAUUCGAUGAAGUAGUUUCUCUGGGAUAUCGCGAAAACGUCAACAUCGCUCAGAUCCGGACGAUUACGGAGAUGGAAUCGCAUGAGGAGCGUGUGCAGGCAGAGAUUGCGAGAAACCAGGAGAAGCAGGCCAAGGAGGAUGCCCGUAGGAAAGCCAGGAUGAUGGAGAUGCAAAAGCGUGAAAUGGCGAAAAUGGGUUACACUGGCGGUGCUGGAGGCUUUGGUGGCGGCUUUGGUAGUGGUGGCGGUAGUUACGGAGGGUCAGGUCCUGGUGGAUUCCGUAGUGGUAGCCCCUACGAGCCCGUCCGGAACAUUACCCCGGAACCUGAACGUUCUUCUUAUUCGGCGCCCGUUACCGCCCCUCCCGCAGGAGGCCGAGGAAAGGGUAUGCAAUUGGGCAGGAAGCAGAAUGAUGCGAUGUUGGUCAACACUAUCAAAGCUGACGAAGGCAUUCCCGACGUGCCACCACCUGUCACGAGCCCAACUGGUGGAAUCGCAGCUCCUGUGCAUCAUCCUGCUGUUCCAACUGAAAGCGUGCACGUUGCCCUGGAAGAGAAGAUCAUAGUGGUUGUGAAUCGCGACGGCGGUCUACAGGAUAUGAAAGUGAAGGGCGAAAUGCAACUGAAAGUUACGGAUCCCGCAAAGGGCCAUCUACGCGUUGCAUUGAACAUGAAGCACGACCCAAAUGUGCAAUAUAAUACACACCCUCAAGUCGACAAGAAGCUUUUUGCCGAUAGCUCCAUCCUCGGUGUGAGAGACCCUUCGAAACCUUUCCCAACAAACCAAGCUCUGAAUAUUCUGCGAUGGCGGUUUGCGACGAACGAUGAGAGUCAGGUCCCCUUGUUGAUCAACUGCUGGCCGUCACCAUCUGGAACUGGUUCAUGCGAUGUUAACAUUGAAUACGAACUUCAAUCAAAUGAACUUGAGCUGCGGGAUGUAAUCAUCUCAAUUCCAUACCCCGGUAAUACUCCACCGACGGUUGGGGAUGUUGAGGGCCACUAUGAAAUCGAUAGAGCGAGACGAUUUAUUCAAUGGCAGUUGCCUAUUAUCGAUCAGUCGAAUAAAUCUGGCCUCCUAGAAUUCAGUGUCAACACCGACGAUACAGCGGCUUUCUUCCCAAUCGUUGCUUCGUUUACAAGCGGGAAGACAUUUUGCAGCAUUGGGAUCCGAGAUGUCACGAGCGUCAAUGGCGCUCCGAUAUCGUUUUCGCAAGACACCGUACUUCUAACUGAGGAUUACAAAGUAGUAUGAUUUAUACAGGAAAAUAUGAUUGAAAUCUAUGUACAAAUGCUACAUCGUCCCUUCAAAUGACAGCAUGCCGCUGUUCGUUUAGAAGAGUAGUAGCCGACUAUGUUUGAGAUGUCCCGGAAUUGAUUGCUUCGUAAAAGCGUAACCCAGCAAAUUUGAUGCCGUCUAACAAUCGAGAACACGAAUUUGCAUAUCGUUCCCGG
Messenger RNA from Spizellomyces punctatus DAOM BR117, 2073 nucleotides. RefSeq names its product coatomer subunit delta. The coding region runs from base 290 to 1873 and encodes 527 amino acids. Gene Ontology annotation, cellular component: cytosol; COPI vesicle coat. NCBI's taxonomy places the organism in Eukaryota, Fungi, Chytridiomycota, Chytridiomycetes, Spizellomycetales, Spizellomycetaceae. The transcript is spliced from 10 exons. The record is from RefSeq and is a predicted model, not a curated record. Gene Ontology annotation, biological process: endoplasmic reticulum to Golgi vesicle-mediated transport; Golgi localization; retrograde vesicle-mediated transport, Golgi to endoplasmic reticulum.